UGAACAAACGCUUAAAAAAUAUAGAUUUUACCGAUUGUAUGUAGUUAUAGGGCUCUUAAUACAGUUUGAAGAAUACACCCGGCCUACCUAAACUAUCACAGAGCGAAAUGAUCCAGGAUUUUCGAAUUACAAUAUCAUCAUUUAUCAUUUCUCUGUUAGCUUCACAGCAGCGCUACAGCUGGAUCUCCCGCUGUAUUUUAAGACUGAAGAGCGCCACAACGAUGACCACUUCCUGCUAGGCCUGGGGAGUGAUUAGAGAACCGAGAGUGGGAAGAGGAAGUGGUGUUGUUAAUGGGUGUCACGAUGCCUCGUCUCUCACAAGGGCUGAGCUUGUCAGCCGGGUUCUAGUGCUCUGCGUGAUCGUCCCGUCGCCGAGUCGGCACCAUGAAGAGCUCCUCGACCCUCCUCCUCCUCACCCUGCUCUCUCUGUUGGUGGGCGUCCCCGCCGCUGACCCAUCCAGUGAGGGCCCGGACUCCUCCCCCUCGAACACCUCCACCCUUGGCGGCUCCGUCCUGAACACCUCCGCCCCGGACCCCUCCCCCUCAGACCUGACGACCCAGGAAGACCCUUCCGCCUCGAACCAAACCUCAGACGGCCCCGGCUCCUCCCCGACGCCGGAGUACAGCGCCACCGACGGCCCGACCCCGCCCCCCAGCUCGGUGCUCCCCGCUCAUACCUCCACCACCGCCAAGCCCACCACCGCCACCACGGAGCGCUGCAUGUUCCCCCGGACGCAGGGGCGCGUGGUGCUGAUGGUGGCGGGCGCGCUGACGGUGGCGUGCGUGGGCCUGCUGGUCACCACCGCCCUGCUGACCUGGAAGCUCUGCCAGCGGCGGCGGGAGGCGGAGCCAGACAGCGACCUCAUCAGCAACUCUGAGUUCUGGAUGGGCAGCGCGCGGCGCAACAAGGCCAAGCCACCCCCCGCAAACGACACCUGCCUGCUGCUCGGACACCUGGAGACGAAGGGGGGGCAGCGGGGGGCCGAGGGGGGCGACGGGGGGGAGGCAGGCGAGGAGCAGGAGGGGAAGGGGGGAGAGGGGGAGGUGGACGUGGAGGCGAACGGGACGGCCGGCGUCCUGGCCCCAGCGGGGGGUCCCAGUGAGUCUGGACCCCCCGCGGACCCCUGCCUUGGGGGGGGGUCCGGGGAGGCGGUGUAGAGCCAGGGGGUUUGUGUAUUCACACACAACCGCUGAAGUUCAAAACAAACACACACACACACACACACACACACACACACACACACACACACACACACACACACACACACACACACACACACACACA
This is a messenger RNA of Gadus morhua (Atlantic cod), 1285 nucleotides long. RefSeq names its product mucin-5AC. The coding region runs from base 385 to 1158 and encodes 257 amino acids. The record is from RefSeq and is a predicted model, not a curated record. The transcript is spliced from 2 exons. Lineage: Eukaryota; Metazoa; Chordata; Actinopteri; Gadiformes; Gadidae.